GAGACUAGGAUCAUGGUGGUGCCGUGUGCUGGAGUGCAGCCCAUUAAGGAGGCUCUGGAGGACUGCAUGCAAAACACAAUUCCCAUAAUCCUCUAUGCUCUGAGUCAGGACUCUGUUAGCCCGGACCAGGCGGCCGAGCUCCUGAAGGUCCACGACCUGCUUCCGUUUCCCAUCUGCUUCGUCCGCGUCCCCAGUAUUCCCGGUAUUCCUGCCUCUCAGGGGGAAUCGGGGGCUCUCCAGAAGCAGCUCUUCUCCCUGGGCUUCCUCCAGGACGGACAUGGAAACUGUUCGUGUGGCGCUCCCUCCCAAACACAGCAUGGCCCCUCUGGGAAACCUCACAGCGUUCUCGGGGAGAGUCUGGACCGCCUCCAUCGACUCCUCGUGCACUUCACCCGGCAGGUGUUCACCAGUCAGCUGGUGGAGGCGGCAAACCGACUGAACGCUCUUCACUGCAGCUGCCUCGACCUCUUCAUCAACCAGGCGUUCGACAUGCAGAGGGAUCUUCAGAUCACGCCCCGUAGGCUGGAGUACACCCGGGAGAAGGAGGCGGAGCUCUUCACCUCCCUCAUGGCCAUCGCCAACCGCAAGCAGGAGGAGAUGAAGGAGAUGAUCGUGGAGACGCUGAGCACCAUGAAGGAGCAGCUUCUGGAGGAUGCAGCCAACCUCGAGUUCACAGACAUCAUUGUGAGCUCUAACGGAGACGCGGUGAGCAGUAAGGACAUUAAGUCGUGUAUCCAGCAGAUCCAGGAGCUGAUCGUUGUGCGUCUGAAUCAGGCCGUCGCUAAUAAACUCACCAGCUCUGUGGAUUAUUUACGUGAGAGUUUUGUGGGAACGCUGGAGCGCUGCCUGAGCAGCCUGGAGAAAUCCAACAUGGACGCCCAUAACAUCACCUCCAACCACCUCAAACAGAUCCUGAACGCUGCCUAUCAUGUGGAGGUGACGUUUCACUCUGGAUCGUCCGUUACACGCCUCUUCUGGGAGCAGAUCAAACGGAUAAUCCAGAGGUUGUCGUGGGUGAACCCUCCCUCCAUCACGCCUGAGUGGAAGAGGAAAGUAGCUCAGGACGCCAUCGAGAGUCUGAGCGCCGCCAAACUGGCCAAGAGCAUCUGCUCCCAAUUCCGCACUCGACUCAACAGCUCUCACGAAGCCUUCGCUGCCUCGCUCAGACAGUUAGAGGAGGGUCAUACGGACCGUCUGGGUCGGACAGAGGAUCUGUGGGUGCGUGUGAGGAAAGAACACGCCCCCCGCCUCGCACGCCUCUCACUGGAGAGUCGCUCACUCAUAGAUACACUACUGUACGGGAAGCCGAAGCUGGGGCGGGAGCUGGGCAGGGGGCAGUAUGGAGUGGUGUAUUUGUGUGACACUUGGGGGGGACACAACCCCUGCGCCCUGAAGUCAGUGGUACCUCCUGAUGACAAACACUGGAAUGACCUUGCACUCGAGUUCCACUACACACGGUCUUUACCUAAGCAUGAGCGGAUGGUGGAUCUUCAUGGUUCUGUGAUUGAUCAUACGUACGGUGGAGGCUCGAGCAUCGCAGUGCUGCUGAUCAUGGAGAGACUGCACCGAGACCUGUACACGGGCCUCAAGAAUGGUCUCUCUCUGAAGGAGCGUCUACAGAUUGCGCUGGAUGUGGUGGAGGGGAUUCGCUUCCUGCACGGUCAGGGGCUCGUACACAGAGACAUCAAACUCAAAAACGUGCUGCUAGACAAACAGAAUCGGGCAAAAAUCACAGAUCUUGGGUUCUGCAAACCUGAAGCCAUGAUGUCGGGCAGCAUCGUAGGAACACCCAUACACAUGGCCCCGGAACUGUUCACAGGAAAGUAUGAUCAUUCAGUGGAUGUGUACGCAUUCGGGAUCUUGUUCUGGUAUCUGUGCAGCGGAUCUGUUAAACUACCUGAAGCUUUUGAGAAAUGUUCCAGUAAAGACCAACUGUGGACCAACGUCAAGAGAGGUUCUCGUCCGGAGCGUUUGUCCAGUUUUGAUGAGGAGUGCUGGCAGCUGAUGGAGGCAUGCUGGAACGGAGAUCCGUCUCAGAGGCCGCUGCUGGGAAUUGUACAGCCGAGUCUGCAAAGCAUCAUGGGACGUCUGUGUGACGCCGCUGACCAGAGGAACGCUAGCCUUGAAGACUCCACCUAACACACACACACACACACACACACACACACACACACACACACACACACACACACACACACACACACACAAAACAAAACACUCUGACACACUCCAACAUACUCAUACACACAGUUCAAAAAACACUGUCUCAAACACACACACACACACACACACACACACACACACACACCGAGCGACACAUUCCCAUGAGAACACGAUUAACUGACGAAGAUGUAAAAAGACAGAACAGGUAUAUAGUUUGUUUUUGUAUUUCUGGAAGAUUCUGGUGAUUGGAGAGCACAUGAUGUAUAUGUGCAUGUGUGCGUGCGCACGCACACACACACACACACACACACACACACACACACACACACACUAGGAAGCCAACACACUAUUUAUGAUCAGAUGAUCUGAGCAAUACAAGUUUAAAAUAUGUUUUUCUUUGUGUUUAAUGUAUAUUUAUAUUAAAAGGCAUAUUACACACACACACACACACACACACACACACACACACACUGUUCUUCGUCAUGCAUGCUAAUUGCUGCUUUGUCAUAGGAUUGUUACUAGACCUGAGAAUUUUUAAGACUAGUGUGAUUUAUUUUGGCGUAUUCUACAACGAGAAAAAAAUACUUUAAUUUUAGCUGGUGUUUAAACUUGCUAUCUGAACACGACUUUUUAAAUAAAAAGGUAUUGUCGAGCUGUC
Ictalurus punctatus (channel catfish) is the source of this 2821-nucleotide messenger RNA. Its product is annotated as dual serine/threonine and tyrosine protein kinase. Gene Ontology annotation, molecular function: protein kinase activity; ATP binding. Gene Ontology annotation, biological process: protein phosphorylation. The record is from RefSeq and is a predicted model, not a curated record. NCBI's taxonomy places the organism in Eukaryota, Metazoa, Chordata, Actinopteri, Siluriformes, Ictaluridae.